AUGGCCCCUCCUGUAAACGUCGUCACGAAGCUCAAGGUCCAGCUGAAGCUGGCAAUCGCACGGCUGCGCAUGGUCCAGCAGCGCGAUGAGCAACUGUCCAAGACGCAACGACGCGCAAUGGCGCAGCUCCUCGAGGUGGGCAAGAUUGACUCCGCGCGCAUCCGGGUCGAGAACAUCAUCCGCUCCGACAUCACGACCGAGCUACACGAGAUACUAGAGCUGUACUGCGAACUUCUGAUAGCACGCGCAGGGCUUCUCGAAGGUUCAACGUGUGACCCUGGCUUGGAGGAGGCGGUCAAGAGCAUCAUCUAUGCGGCGCCCAAGACGGAGAUCAAGGAGCUGCAGGUCGUGCGGACGCUGCUCGCGGAGAAGUAUGGCAAGGAGUUCGUAAUGACAGCCAUGGACAACUCGGAUGGCAAGGUGUCAGAUAAGGUGGUGAAGAAGCUCAGCGUCGUCCCACCCAAGGAGGAACUGGUGGUCGGGUAUCUGGAGGAGAUUGCCAAGGCGUACAAUGUCGACUGGCCGAAACGGCCACAGGCCGCGGAGCCUCCUGACCUGCUGGACGACGAUGACGACGACGACAACCCGAGCGGCGGUAUCGGUGUCAAGAUACCCGAGGGUCCGUUGGGAAAUAGCACAAAGGUAGCCAAGGAACAGGAGGAGCUAAGCAAGGCGACGCCACCGAGGACGAUUGGAGGACCUAGCAGCCCGUUGACAGUCACUCCGCCCAGGAUGACAACGGACAAUGUUCACCCAAAGGUCACGCUCAACUCGCUGGAGCUCAAGCCGAACAAGAAGAUGGACGCUGCGGCGCAGAAAAAGCCGCGCGGCAAGGGGCCGGGGGGUAAUGUGCCCGAUAUUACGGAGUUGGAGAGGAGGUUUGCGGCUUUGAAGAGAUGA
Messenger RNA from Colletotrichum chrysophilum, 900 nucleotides. RefSeq lists its product as uncharacterized. The transcript is spliced from 2 exons. NCBI's taxonomy places the organism in Eukaryota, Fungi, Ascomycota, Sordariomycetes, Glomerellales, Glomerellaceae. The coding region runs from base 1 to 900 and encodes 299 amino acids. Gene Ontology annotation, biological process: protein transport. The record is from RefSeq and is a predicted model, not a curated record.